Messenger RNA from Drosophila willistoni, 4295 nucleotides. RefSeq lists its product as uncharacterized. Bases 18 to 4160 code for a protein of 1380 amino acids. The transcript has 12 exons. Lineage: Eukaryota; Metazoa; Arthropoda; Insecta; Diptera; Drosophilidae. The record is from RefSeq and is a predicted model, not a curated record. Gene Ontology annotation, biological process: signal transduction.
UUAUAUUUCAGUUUCAGAUGGCAUCCCACAUAGAAAAGCCAAGUAUGGAGUUGAAAAGGGAUGCGAAAGAGAGUGUAAAAAUCAAAAUCCCGUCCUCGAAAUCAACUGAGAGUACGGGAUCGGGAUUGGCAUCGGGAUUAAGAUUGGGAACGGAACAACAGCCACAGCUUUCAACUCUUCGCCGUCCUGUCGCAGUGGUCAAGAAAAGAUCGGGUCCAUUAGAAGAUGUACUCGAUCAGCUUGAUCGGUCAACUGAUGCUGCCAAACCGAACCCAGCUGAAGUGACUCAACCGAUUUUAGUAAAUCGAAUCAAGACUCCUGCUCCAAUAACGGCAUCAAUACACCGACGCCGCUGCAGUGCUAAGGACAAAGAUAAAAAACGGGAACGCUGGUUGCUUACUCGAAAAACAUGGCGAUAUAUGACCGAUGCAGGACGAAAGCUCAUUCCAGAUAGUCUGCAAAAUGCUGGGGUAGAUAGUAUUCCCAUCAUUGAGGCACAGUUUCAGCGUGCGUGUGCCUCCGAGCCCCGAUUCAUAUUAUGGCGACGAAAGUCCUCAUUUCCGGGAGCCUAUAAGAGUCCCAAGCGGCGAUUAAAGCUUCUAUCCCGACACACUCGGGCAAGUGGAAGCGGUGUAGGAAUCGGUGGCUUUGGUGGUCAUCCAAACCAAUUAUCAGAUCAAUACGCCAACGCCGAUCAGACUAUUGAAUUAUUGCAGUCGUAUUUAAAAAUCCGUGACGCCUUUAAGACCACCACAUUGCUGGGAUCUAAAACGGUUCGUCCAGAUCAGACUUCUUCGCCCAGCGCACAGCGUCCGAUUUUGAUAAAUUCAAGCAAGUCGAACACGGGUGUUGGAUCAACUCCAGCUAUAUCUGCUGAUUCAGGCUCAACUGCAGAAGCGGAAAUCUUGUCGCGUCUUAAAUUGCUCUCUCAAAACUCUAUGCUGGGAUUGGAUGUGGGAAAGAUAUCAAACGAUAUACUUGAGGAUAAAGUACUUCUUAAAAAAAUUUACAAUUCGCUAAAGAAGCAACAACUGCAUAGGAUGUUACAUUCCACUGAGCCCCCGUCAUCGACAUCAUCUGGAUCCUCAUCAAAAUAUGGCAUAAGCCGGGCUAUCUCACUGUCGAGUCUAAGUAGUUUGGGUUGCUACGAAAGUAACACUAAUAGAAAUAGACCUACCUCCUCCAAAGAUGAAACUAAAACCAAAACCGUCUUUAAUAUGGAUAAAUAUUUAAGGACGAGCCAAAACUUGAAAUCAAUGGAAUCCUUUGAUCUCAAGAAGCGGCUUCGCAAGCCCCCUGAAACACUUGAUAUAAUUUCUAAUAAAAACUUAGGUAUUGGGCUUUCACCACCAUUGCCGAUUCCACUAAGUCCGCAAUCAACAGCACCGACUGCCCAGCCGAGGACAAAGGACAAACGCGAAAGAAGUGUAAACACGUGCGGAACGCAAACAUCGUUCAUCCAGCUCUGUGAAUUAAGGUAUCUUGCUGAACAAUAUGAACUAAUGUUAGAACACUGUAACAGCAAUUCCGCGUCGGCUGCAUCUGAGGAAGAGCCAGAGAAGCAAUCUAACGCCUUUUCCAGUCGACGAAAGAGUUCCAUUGAUAAUGAAGACAUAUCACAGUCGGUUAGCAAUACAAUAAAGCGGUACCUGAGAAUGGCUAGGAAAAAAAGUGUGCAUGACACCGACGCGAAUAGGUUCAAAUCGAUUAACUAUGACAGAAAUUUACGCAACAUUAAGGCAAAGGGUGAAAUAAACCCUCCGGGAAUGGAUUGCGGAACAGAUAAGGCCGUACAGACAUUGGAUGCAUGGCCAGUCAUCGCAUUGGAGUACAUUCGGGGCAAUGAGAACUCAAAGGCUCUUCACAACGCUCAUAUCGAAUGGCAGAGGGCCCUAGAUGAGCGCAUCAGAAAAAAACUGGAGUGGGAAAGGAGUCAUAAGGAAAAAGAAAACGACACGACCGCCGAUAGAAAGGAUGCCUUCUUGUCUAAUUCUAGCUCCAAUCUUAAUUCUCGAUCGACAUGCACGUCGGCUCCCAAUUCGCCCACAAACUACUCAAGGGCCAUAAAAACAUCCACUGCCAGUGGCUUGCUUACCUCCAGUUCUCAAUUUCUUUCCAAUAUUUGGCACGGUCACGGUAAUCCGAACAGCAAUACCGAUACUUCUCACGUACAAGUGCCCAAUGCGCAAAAUGGCAAUGUGAAUAAAUCAAGCUUGAAUGCCCAACAUGAGACAAGCAACAUGCAGAAAUCCAAGUCCCUGUCAAACGUUGGUCAAUUCGUUACAAAGAAAAUUUGGCGAAGCCGGUCAAAGAGCCAAAAUAGACCAAAUAGCUACCAACACCAUGAAUUUGCUACCACACCUUCUCAGAAGUGGUCGCCGUCGGAAAACUAUAUCUGGGUUUCCGAGCACGGCGACAAAUUUCAGAUAAGUGAUACGUCUUUGGAAAAGCUUUCAGAAACAGAAGCUGAAUUAAUCAAAAAUAUUGCAGUAGAAAAAAUUAAAGAACUGAAUAUUGGCGGUAACAUAGAUUUUGAUAGAAAAUCUAAUAAGCGACGUAUUAUUUCUAAGAAAAAAGCGCUAACAACUAGCUUUUUUGACAUCGGGCGAAAGGAUAAAGAGGAACAUAAUAGUCGAGAAUCGUUGUUUGGUACCUCGUUGGAAUCAUGUCUCUCGAGAGACAACAAACCAAGAGGGGAAGGAUUAACGCGUUCGAAGCACUCCCUGCUUCAAUCGGUAUUCCGAGGUGGCGGAAAUGGAUCUGCCAGUGCGAAACUCAGCGAUAACGUACGAUCAUGUGAAAGCUUGCCCACAAAGUCCUUGGAAUUCGGUUGUAAUGACGACUUCACGAACCUAAAGAAACCGACAUCCACGGCAUCCAUGCAAAUGUCCCAGAGUCAGUUCGAUAUGAGGCAUAGUGAAUUGAAUUAUGAAAAAACACUUUACGGUGAAUCCGGCAGACCAUCAUCGUACACCAGUCUCAAUGUACCUGCUUUCAUAUUACAUUGUAUAGAAUAUUUAGAGGAACAUGGACUGCAGAAGGUCGGCAUCUUCCGAGUCAGCACUUCCAAGAAACGUGUGAAACAAUUGCGGGAGGAAUUCGACAGAAGCUGCCAGAUGAGAAUCCCUGAAAAUACAUGCCCACAUGAUGUCGCUACUCUGCUGAAGGAGUUCCUACGAGAUCUUCCGGAGCCGCUUCUUUGUAACCACCUAUACAUAACAUUUUUGGAAACUCAAAGGAUACGAAACCGUCGCUUACAGCUGGAGGGUAUUUCGCAUUUAAUUAAACUAUUACCAAUUCCGCAUAGGGAUACUCUUUUCGUUUUGCUGCGAUUCCUGGCUAAUGUUGCCGCCCAUAGCGAUGAUGUGCAGGACCAAGAGGGCUGCAUCGAGAUGACUGGCAACAAAAUGGACAGUAGUAACCUCUCGACAGUCUUUGCGCCCAAUAUUUUGCGUGGCGCAACUCCAAAUAAUGCCGAAUCAAAAGAGCAAGAGAAUAUGAGUGACGCUAUUAAUGUAAUAAGAACCAUGAUUGAUCACUAUGAAGAAAUCUUUAAAGUUCCAAGUGAUAUUCUCGACUUGGUGUACUCACAUAUGUUGGACACAUGUCCGGAAAAGUUAUACGAUUUAAUAACUAGAAAAACGCACGAUACAGAAUGGGAACUCCAUCAUGUAGAGGAAUCGGUUAUGCAAUGCAGUGAUCAGGCUAGUUCCUCGGAUGAAAUAGUUGAAUCUCCAAAGGACCCAAAGCGGUAUGGAUCGACAUGCUCUAGUAAUAAUAUUGUGAGUGAAAACAUAAUAACUAACAAGGCGUCAUCCCAUGAAGAAACUCUGAAAAAACCCAAUAGCAGGCGGCAGUCAACUCCAAUGUUAUUGGAAAGUUCCAAUGUCUUUACGGCAAGCCUGCAAAUCUCUAAGCCGGAACAAUCACUAAUUGCAACAAAGGGCCGAAAUAUACAGACUCUCACGCCAUCGGAGCCUAAGUUGCCGCCAAGCAUCUCAAAUAUCGGAGGGGCGACCUUAAGUGCUAAGACGGCGGAGUUCGAAAGAAACUCAAUUAGCAUGUCCAAUGGAUCGCCAACCCAGACCCAGCCUGUACCCAUAAGAAAGAAACCUCUUUAUAAACGACAGCAAUUGAUAUCCAGCUCGAGGCGAAAUUGAGUUGAAUGCCAGUAAACUCGUAGUUUAUGUUAAGUAUCUAAAAUAUUAAGUAUUAGCAUAUACAUAUGUAUAUUUACCUUAUUUCUGACUUGAUCCAUUGUAUCGUUGUUGCUCAUUGUUUAUUUAAAUAUGUAA